AUGACAACCCCUGCAGCAACCACAACAACUCAAUCACCAACCACCACAACCCCUGCAGCAACCACAACAACUCAACCACCAACCACCACAACCCCUGCAGCAACCACAACAACUCAUCACCAACCACAAACUAGCCCUGCAGCAACCAACAACAACUGCUGGCAUCAACACAAACCCCAGCAGCAACCACAAACAAAUCAAUCACCAACCAAUACAACCCCUGCAGCAACAAAAACAACCAAUCACAAUCCACAUCAACCCCCGCAGAACCACAACUACUCAAUCAGAAACCACCACAACCCCGCAUCAACCACAACAGUCAAUCACACCACCACAACUGCUGCAGCAACAACAACAACCCCUGCAACAACCACCACAACCCCUGCAGCAACCACCACAACCCCUGCAGCAACCACAACAACCCCUGCAGCAACCACAACAACCACUGCAGCAACCACCACAACCCCUGCAGCAACCACCACAACCCCUGCAGCAACCACCACAACCACUGCAGAAACCACAACAACCCCUGCAGCAACCACUGCAGCAACCACCACAACCCCUGCAGCAACCACCACAACCCCUGCAACAACCACAACAACUCCGUCACCAACCACAUCAACCCCUGCAACAACCACAACCACUCAAUCACCAACCACAACAACCCCUGCAGCAACCACAACACCUCAAUCACCAACCACAACAACUCAAUCACCAACCACCACAACCCCUGCAGCAACCACAACUCCAUCACCAACCACCACAACCCCUGCAGCAACCACAACAACUCCAUCACCAACCACCACAACCCAUACAACAACCACAACAACUCACCAAACCACCACACAACCCCUGCAACAAACCAUGACAACCCCUGCUGGCAAGCCACAACAACUCAAUCACCAACCACCACAACCCCUGCAGCAACCACAACAACUCAACCACCAACCACCACAACCCCUGCAACAACCAUGA
Messenger RNA from Macrobrachium nipponense, 975 nucleotides. Its product is annotated as salivary glue protein Sgs-3-like. Bases 1 to 975 code for a protein of 324 amino acids. The record is from RefSeq and is a predicted model, not a curated record. NCBI's taxonomy places the organism in Eukaryota, Metazoa, Arthropoda, Malacostraca, Decapoda, Palaemonidae. The transcript has a single exon.